Molecule: messenger RNA, 2164 nt
Organism: Moneuplotes crassus
Lineage: Eukaryota; Ciliophora; Spirotrichea; Euplotida; Euplotidae
Source: the annotation of a GenBank genome assembly
AUAUGAAGACUGGUGCAAUUUGCCUUGAUGACUCUUUGCCCUCUAUUAAGAGGUCCUUUUACAAUCAAGAAACAGUUGGAUUUGUAGAAUACCUCUACGAUACGUGAAUUAUAGGGGAUCAGGAAGUGUCUAUCCUCAAGGACCAUUUACAUUUAAUUAACCAAGACGAUCAAUCUAGACAGCAAGAUCCUUAUGACAGCAAGAGGCAAGAGGUGCUUGUACCUGCAAUUGCAACCUAUUUGUCCCAACUCCAGUUUGAUAAGUAUCUUGAGAUAUCCUCCAGACUGUAUCAUAAAUGGAUGAAGAAUUCAAUUGAUCCUUCACAUGAAGAGCUUGAAGAAAACAGGAGGAAACAACAUUACGAAGAGAAAGUAUCCACCGGCAUAACCCAUUCAGCUGACAGAAACGCACAGCAGAGAGUAGAGUCUACCGAUCUUGAAGAAAAGCACUCUGAUAGUUGAGAUAAACCCGAGGAUGACCCCUCCCAGAAUUUAAUGGCUAAAUUCCAACAAGAGCUUGAUCUAUCAUCUAGCUCACAACCAGAAAGUCUAGCUGAAAAUCAAAUACAAGGUCAACCAAGCCUAAUUUGAAAUUCUCCUCAAAAGCCCAUGCACAUCAGCAAUUAUACAAAAUCAAUCGCUAAAGAAGACUCCUCUAGCACAAUAAAAUCUCCAAAAGAAGACUCAGAGAGUUCAGAAUACAGAAAGUUAAUGAAGAAAGCCAAAUUUAAUACCUCUAAACAGAAGAAGACCAAACCUUUCACUAUGAAGAACACUUCGAAACCUCGGCAGAUUUAUAGUGAGCUCAACUCAGUUAAAGCUAGAAAGAAGAAGAUCGUCAUGAAGAAGAAAACUAAGCAUAGUAGUGUAGGAAAUGAAGAGUGAACUUUUGAACCAAAGCUUAAUAAAAACUCUCUUUCGAUGGCAAAAAGAUCUGUAGUUAGCUCAAGAGUACAGAAACAUUGGAAGCAUAAAACACCUGUGUCUCAUAAGCUAUCAAAAGAGCUUGAAGAUUUGAAAGAAUGCUCUUUUAGCCCAAAUUUGUCACAAACAAGGAGUGCUUACCAAACACCAAAUAGUGUCAUACCCCAUUUUGAGAAAUUAUAUUCAAAACAUAAAGCGAAGAUCAUUAAAUUAGAAUCUCGAUCACGACAAAAGAAAGAAAAUGAGUUAGUUCACUGCACUUUCGUUCCAAAGGUUAAUAACACAUAUACAAAUAAUAUUAAAUACUCAAAAAGUGCAUCUAGAGAAAGACAGAAUGCUUAUAAAGGCCAAUCUGCUAAGAAUAGUCACAAAUAAUUUAUUCGAUGAGGAUGCACUUACUGUGCACAACAAGCUAUAUCAAGAAGCACAGAUCGCUAAGAAACGAAGACAGAAUGAGCUUAUUAAAAACAAAAAGGCUACAGAAAACUGUACCUUUCAACCAGAGAAAAAAUCUGGGCUCGAGUUCCAGUACUCUGACGAGUUUAGACAGCCUCAUCUACGCCUCUAUAAUAACUAUUUUGAAGUUCAAGAGAAACUAUUAUGAGCGAAAGAGGAUCGAAACAGAGAGUUACGAUCAAUGAGCGAAACUAGAGCUCAUCCUAACAUAAACGUCUCGAUCACGAACAAUUUCAUAAACUCAUCAGUAAAUUACAGUUCGAGAGGGAGAUCCAGUAAGAAUAUUCAUUCCAAAUUAUACGAGAUGAGCAAGUCCAAAGACAGACACAGGAAGUCUCUAGAGACAAGAGUUAACCAAGAAACUGGAGUUAGCUUCACACCCAGGAUAAACAAGUCAAAGCCAAGUUAUAGAUGUAAAUAUAAAAAUAGUCUUGCGACUAUUAAAUCAGAAGGAGAAUUGUGAAAGAAGAAGAAAUUUAAUUUCAGACCGAAAAUUAAUAAAAAAUCCAAGAAACUUGCUAACAAGCACAGGAAUAAGAGAAAUAUUCCACGUCCUAAGCGACAGAAUCCUAAAUAGAAAUGAUUCUGAUUGCUCAGAGAGGUUAUUUCAAGAACACAAAGUCCUAGAACAAAAAAGGGAACUUCUUGCGCAUAAGAUUCAAAAAGAAGAAGAUAGGGAUUGCACCUUUGUUCCGCAAAUUAGUGCAAUUUCAGCAGCAGUGAUGGAGAAUAAAAAUUUACAAGACGACUGGAAUAGAAUAACAUUUGGAGAUAUUUCUAAAUAA